GCAUGAGUCAUUUGGUUAUAAAAUUUUCCGAAGGGAAUGAUAAAUGGCGGGAAUUUAAGUUGAUAAACAGUCAUAAUCACUGAUCAUCGUUAAAAUGUUAGCAGAGAAAGCUUUAGAGCUCAUUGCUGAAUUACAACGAACGAUUGAUAGCACACUUGGUCCAUAUAAUGAAGACACAGCCAGACACGUUUUAGAAGAGAUGAAAGCUUUGUUUGAACAAAAUCAGAAAGAUGUCAGUGCCACAGUUGCUGGAGAAAAUGGUUUGUUUUCGGGAGUACAGCUAAGGCAUGCUGCUUUAGAGAGGAAUAAAAGGUGUCUAUUAGCAUAUAUUUAUAACAGACUACAACACAUAAAGAAGAUGAGAUGGGAGUUUGGAAGUGUACUGCCUUCUGAUGUCAAAUUGAACCUAGGUGAACAGGAAGUUCAGUGGUUUGGAAAAUAUAACAAACUGCUAGCAAACUAUAUGAGAUCCAUAGGAGAUCAUGGGGGACUUGAUCUCACACAAGAUCUUAAACCACCAAAAACUUUAUUCAUUGAAGUCAGGUGUUUAAUGGACCAUGGUGAAUUUGAAACCCAAGAUGGUAACAUUGUGUUGUUGAAGAAAAAUAGCCAGCAUUUUCUAUUGAGAUCUGAAUGUGAACAUUUAAUCAGACAAGGAGUUUUGGAACAUAUUGUCCAUGGUUAAACACUGUUGAAUCAAGUUUGUUAAUGUGCAAUAAGCCAAAAGCAAGUGUGUAACUUUUAUCCAAUAAAUUCAAUACUGGA
This is a messenger RNA of Mytilus trossulus (common blue mussel), 765 nucleotides long. Its product is annotated as DNA replication complex GINS protein PSF1-like. Lineage: Eukaryota; Metazoa; Mollusca; Bivalvia; Mytilida; Mytilidae. The transcript has a single exon. Gene Ontology annotation, biological process: DNA replication; DNA strand elongation involved in mitotic DNA replication. Bases 95 to 685 code for a protein of 196 amino acids. Gene Ontology annotation, cellular component: GINS complex. The record is from RefSeq and is a predicted model, not a curated record.